Molecule: messenger RNA, 3646 nt
Organism: Spodoptera exigua (beet armyworm)
Lineage: Eukaryota; Metazoa; Arthropoda; Insecta; Lepidoptera; Noctuidae
Source: the annotation of a GenBank genome assembly
GUUCGCUUCAGAACGGUCAGUGAGACACAUUGUGUGCUUAUCCGAACGCACGAAAACUAGUGGAGGAGACGGGAGCCAUCAUCAUUCAUCACUGUGAAUUUAAUCAUUCAUUGCGCAUGCGAUAAUAUUGUGGAUUGGUUGUUUACUACGCGCAUAUUUUAUUAAACAAUGAGUGUUCACAGUUAGUGCAAAAAAACCAUUCGUACAUUCCGAUCAUUACUAGUGUUUUAAGUGUGACUAAAAUUAAAUCAACAAAAUGAGUGCAAGUAAGAGGAGCGAUACUAAGAUUGCGGAGGACGAGAACAUCGAUUCUGGUUUUCUAUCUGGACCUAUUGACGUGUGUCCUUUUGAUGCGGAGUCGGAGCCCGAGCCCGAGCCUGCUAGUGAGGAUAAGAAAGUGAAAAGUGUAAGUGCUGUGCAGCCCAGCGAUAACGAGUACGAUAGUGGUAUUCUGUGCUUAUCGGAGCUUGUGUCGGGUGUGCAGCUCACUGACACGCAGACCCCACACAUCGCCGUAUCACCUCCUGAACAGAAGAACAUCCCACCUAUCACCCUAUUCUUCACGCCAGACGAACAGGGAGAUACACAACUACACAUAGCGUCAGUGCACGGAUGCGUCAAAUCAGUAGCAACACUCAUAAGGAUAUGUCCAAACAAGAUGUUUUUGGACUUGGCCAAUGACGAUGGACACACAGCGCUACACCUCGCUGUGAUGAGUGGGAAUGCCGUGGUCACCAGGAUGCUAGUGCACGCAGGACUCUCGAUCGAAGCGAGAGACAGGCUCGGAGAAACAGCCCUACACAAAGCGUCAACAAAAGGAAAUUUGGAAUGCCUACAAGCGUUACUUGCGCCUGUGCCUGAAUUCCCAUCAAGAAAUCUAACAAAAGUACUGAAUCAAAAGAAUUAUAAUGGAAAAGCAUGUGUUCACCUAGCCACAUCCGCAGGCCACCUUGUCGCACUACAGACCCUACUUUUCUACGGAGCCGAUAUCAAAGCAAAAGAAAACUUAGCGGGAUGCACAGCUCUGCACAUUGCUGCGCAACGUGGCGACGUGCGUAUUGUGAAGUACCUGCGGGAACGGUACGGAGACGAGGUGACGCAAGCGCGUGACUACGCACAGCGGACGCCGCGCCGCUACGCCAAGAAAACUGCUGCUGCUAGCGAGUUCAACAAAGUCGCCGGCGACAGCGACUCAGACUCCAGCUCCGAUGAUGAUACGUACGAAAGCGACAGCGGCGAGAGCCUGUACGAGAAGAUGGUGCGGGAUAUAUACGGGAACACGGUGAAGGGGUACUGAGGGGCGCGGCGCCACAGCCCGGCCACUCGCCACGCGCCAGCUGGCGCCGAGGCAGCCACUACCGCGCCAGCUGACCGCAAGCCGCGCCUGCUUCUCGAUAAAACACAAGCACCUAGUUACAAUGCCCCGACCCGGCCCGACCACACCGUAGCAAAGUUUCUGACAAAUAGAUCUGAAUAUUAUUUCCUUGUUGCGACGCGGCGCGCACACAGACCAACACUCGGCUUGUGUUUGUUGCAUGUGUAAGGUUACUACAGAUCUGUCAUUAAUUGUAAUCAUACAAUUAACUGCUUCAGGUUUUGUCACUGUAACUACAAACCAUAAAUAAGUGUGACCACAAAACGAAGUCAUAAUAAAUAAGUCACAAUGUUUCUGUGAACAGAAUCAAGUUUAGUUUUGGUCAGUGUAAGUCUGUAUGGGCGAGGAUAUAGUCUUCACUCUCAUUUGUAAAUAAUUCGAGGGGAAGAGAUGCAGCGAGGGAAAAUACGGCCCGCGGUACACAGUGCUGGGAAACUUCUGGAAAAUGUAUGAAGUGUUGAUUGUACGGAUUUGCCCUCUAUUUGUUUCACGGGACAAAUGUUAAUGUAGUGAUUGUGAGUGAGCACACGACGCCGCCUCCCAGCACUGUGUACACUGACGCGCAAAUUAGAUCUAAGUUAUUUGUAAGACUUGUACAGUCGCGGAAAGAAUGUUAAGUUUAGAAAAUUAUUUAAAUAGUGUAAUGCCUGUAAAAAUUGUUAAGUAUUUGUAUAUUUAUUAGAAUCGAAUAAACAUUGUUUACAACAUAAGUUUGGUAUUUUAUUGUCCGUGCUGCCUACUAAUGUUCUUUCCGCGACUGGACAGGUGCCUAACUGCUAUAUUGAUAAAAUGUUUGCCACACAAUGAAAACUGUAUUUUUAUGAGUAUAGCAGCUAUUUACUUAAGUGAUAUAAUUUGAACUCUAGGAGUACCAUCGUACCUAGAAAUGGCUGUAUUUUACUGAGAACCACUUGGCUGGUUGUCUUCCUUUGAUUAUUUGGUUUUCGGUUUAAGAAUAAUUAUAUUGAGAUAAUAGACCUAUCAAAAGUACCUAUAAUUUUUAUCAAUAUAUGGACAUCCUGUAUACAACAAUAUGAACUCGUUGUUCAAGUUGUUUGUAAAACAUACAAAUUGAGCAUGAGAAUGGGAUGGUCGUUAUUUUUAAUUAUUUUGGUGUCCAUGGCCGGUUCUAACGUGAUGGCAGGCAUCCUUCCAGUCCGUGGUGUGACGCUAGUAAGGGACUAUUUUUCAUAUUCGUAUAAUAAAUUAAUAAAAAAUAUAUAAUGACUAAAGUCGUCACUAGCGCCAUCUGCCUCGGUUCUCAAGUUACCUGCUGUUAUUGUUGGUGAAUAUUGAACACGCUAGUUGUACUGAAAGUGUAACACUACACAACAAUAUCUUGGUUUUGCCCAAACUUUCAGCGGAAAGUAGGUGCCAAUACUGAGUUUGUUAAUAUUUUACAUUCGGUCAUGUUACUGUAAACAUGAGGCAUUUAUCAGUGCCGUUCUUACCUAUAUAUUUUACUUAUAUCCAGUAGAUAGUAAUACAGCGAUACUCCGGCUUACAUGCCCUGUAACGCUGAGUUGGCUGUCGCGGUCCACGACUAUAUUUAGAAUAUUGACCGGGAUUGCACAGUCAGAGUAUCGCUGCUCUAGGGUAAUGUCUCUUUAUGCCUUACUUCCUGGAAUGUAGGCAUUAUGUUUUUUUUUUUGUAAUACAUGCGUGCUGUGAUGUCGUCACGAAGUUUGUUCGUUACAGCGCCACAUGCCAAAUAGCGUAUUGGUAGAGCCAGGGCUGCUGGCUGCAGGCUUCGUGGCGGUCACACGGCGCGUUAUAAUAUCGAGCGGCUCGGCUGCUGAAUGUAUGGCCGGUACUCAGAAGUUAUGCAACGAACGUCGGUGUUAGCCGCCUCUUAGUAUUUAGCUUUCUAUGUUAAACUUACACUUUGUUCUCUAUGUGUAUAAUUAUGUAAUUGUAUCAUAUAUAUCGUAGUGAUACUACCCGACACUCGCUAAUGUUCACUCGGGCUGUUAGCUCUUACUCAACUUCGCUAGUCUAAAAGCUGCCCAACGAUUCUCCCAAAGUAGAAACGAUGCUGUGAUACAUUUUUACAUUUUCAUGUUAUUUCCUCAAUGUAUUUAACAGUACUUAGGUAAGUCGACGCAAGCAAAGUCACGGCAUACAUUCAGCACCUGAGACAUGCUCUACUAUAAUUUAUUAGAAAAUAAUAUUGUUAUUGUAACACCCAUGUUUAUUAUAAUUGAAUACAAUUCUUGUUGAAUUAAAUAUAUAAACGUAUAUUUAAUGAACGUAGAACGUAUAACUAAGUGC